CCUAAAUUCCAGUUCAGAACUGGGAAAUGAACUGUCCGGUAACUGGGAGAGCCCAGACACAGAUGAGCAGAUAAUUAGGCCUGUGACGGGAUUACAGAGGGAUUAGACAGAUGGUGUCACUGGGACAAUGAGCAAGUAGCGAGGUGACACGCUGUCUAUGUGCUCUCUAGACCCGUCAUGGGGGACUCCAGCACCCAGCCCGGCCCCGGGGCCCCCAGGAUAAUGGAGGCGAUACUCCUGUUGGCUCUCUUCCUUUGCGGGAUCCCGGCAAUGGAAUUUCCAGUGUAUCGGAUGCAGCAAUACAGCCUGGAGGGACACACACAUGGUUGUAAGUCGGUCCAGGUGAACGCGGAGAGCCGGACGCUGGAGGCGGAGAUACUGAGCAGGCGCUGUGUGCUCAUGAGAAUCACAGAGUUCUCGGUGGAGAGGUGGAGCCGGGUCCUGGCCCAGUCCGUGGCUGCAGUGCUGAUACUGGUCCCUCCUGAGAGCCCAGCAGAGCUGCAAGGACCGGUACAGGAAUUUGUGGAGCGGGAGAUGGAAAUCCUCCGGAACGAGACGCUGUUUCCCGUCUAUUUUGCGAUAGAGAACGCGGCUCUGCUGGACAUGUAUGGGGAGACAAGGUCCGUGUCUCAUUCUCUGACCUCUGCCUCGGCCUGGGAAGUCUUGUUUGGGAUGGUGAUGGGAAGCGGCUUUCAGAUGACGACCAGCGAGGUACAAAGUAAACCCAUCGUUCACCCCGUCAUCAUCACCCUGGAGGGACAACUGAUGGGACGCGGCGGUGACGCUGCUGAGCUGCCUUCCGUUGUGAUUGUCGCCCAUUAUGAUUCAUUUGGAGCCGCUCCGUACUUGGCUUAUGGCGCGGACUCCAACGGCAGCGGGGUGUCAAUGUUUCUAGAGAUGAUUCGCCUAUUUCAUCAACUGUACAGCGACUGGCGGACUCAGCCCAGGUAUAACAUGGUCUUCGCUCUAACCGGAGGUGGGAAGUUCAAUUAUCAUGGAAGCAAACGAUGGCUAGAGGAACAUCUGGACCAUUCUGAAACCAGUGUCCUCCAUGAGAACGUGGCAUUCGUCCUGUGUUUGGACACCCUGGCCAAUGGUGACGCUCUCCACCUUCACGUCUCACGGCCACCACCAGAGGGCAGCGCACAGUGGGAGUUCCUGAGGCAGCUGCAGCUGGCCACACAGUCUCCCCCAUCUCGGGGUCUGAAUUUUUCACUCAUCCACAAGAAGAUAAAUUUAGGGGAGAAUUUCCUGGCAUGGGAACACGAGCAGUUCAGCUUGCGCCGUCUCCCAGCUUUUACGGUGUCUCAUCUGCGCAACCACAAGAGCGGGAUGAGGAAGUCUAUACUGGACACCAGGCCUCGGGUGGACAUGAGGAGGCUCAGGAGGAACACGGAGGUCCUGUGCGAGGCUCUGGCCCGGGUUCUGUACCCGGACACCACAAAGGGAAAUCUGCAGAACCUGCAAAUCUUUAAAGGAGCUCUGCGCGUUGAUGAAGAGCGGUUAUCGGCCACCUUGAACUGGUUGGCGUCCCAGCCUCGCUCCGCUCAGCUCAUCGACCGGACGCACCCGGUACUGUCCACCGCCGAGCAUCUGUUCAAGAGGCACCUAAAAGAUGUAAGGCGCCACGUCUUCAAAGCGGAUGAAAGGCAUCCAGAAUUUGUGUUCUAUGAUCAGAUGAAACAGACUAUGACAUCACACAGGGUGAAGCCGGCUGUGUUUGAUCUGUUUAUGGCCGUCAUUAUUGCGGCCUACUUGGGCGUGAUUCACAAAGCUGUCCAAAAUUCCGGCCCGGCAUAUAAUAGGUUUGUCCUCCUUAUUACAAAGCAGAAGAGGAGAUGAAGAGACGCCUGAGGUCCACCUUCCGUCCUCUUCAUCACCGACUGGAACUCAACUUCUUACAUCGCAACUGUCUGUUUUAAAAAAAUAAAUUGAUAGUAAAAUCUA
Molecule: messenger RNA, 1947 nt
Organism: Rana temporaria (common frog)
Lineage: Eukaryota; Metazoa; Chordata; Amphibia; Anura; Ranidae
Product: nicalin-1-like
Exons: 15
Coding region: 178-1842 (554 amino acids)
Biological process (GO): regulation of signal transduction
Cellular component (GO): endoplasmic reticulum membrane
Source: RefSeq, a predicted model, not a curated record